Castor canadensis (American beaver) is the source of this 4876-nucleotide messenger RNA. The record is from RefSeq and is a predicted model, not a curated record. Lineage: Eukaryota; Metazoa; Chordata; Mammalia; Rodentia; Castoridae.
GAGGGUCGGCCCGCUAUAUCGCUACGGCUGAGGAGCACUGGCUGCGACCCCGCGCCGCCGGGCACCGUCGCAGGGUCUCACUAUGUAGCCCAGGCCUACCUCGAACUUGCUGUGUAGCCCAGGCUGACCUUAAACCUGUGCUCUUCCUGCUUCUGCCUGUUGAGUGCUGGGAUUGCAGGCGUGCACCACCACGCCUGGCUGACGCUUUUCUUCUUGCUGCUGUCAUCAUGCCCACUUCGGUGCUGUGGGCGGUGGACCUAUUCGGGAGGGUGUACACGCUGUCCACGGCGGGCCAGUGCUGGGAGCUGUGCAAGGAUGCCCAGCUGGAGUUUAAGAGGGUCAGCGCGGCCACGCAGUGCUGCUGGGGCAUCGCGUGUGACAACCAGGUCUACUUGUAUGUGUGUGCCAGCGAUGUCCCCAUCCGCCACCGAGAGGAAGCCUACGAGAACCAGCGCUGGAACCCCAUGGGCGGCUUUUGUGAGAAGCUGCUGCCGAGUGACCGCUGGCCAUGGAGUGAUGUGAGUGGGCUCCAGCCCCGGCCGCUAGAUGGGGUUGCACUGCUGUCACCCCACUGGGAGUGGGAGUCAGACUGGUACGUGGAUGAGAAUUUUGGAGGGGAGCCCACCGAGAAAGGGGGGUGGACAUAUGCCAUCGACUUUCCCGCAACCUACACGAGAGACAAGAAGUGGAAUUCAUGUGUACGACGGCGGAAGUGGAUCCGGUACCGGAGAUACAAGUCCCGGGACAGCUGGGCUAAGAUCCCUUCAAAGGAUGACCCCAAGGAGCUGCCUGACCCCUUCAAUGACCUCUCCGUGGGGGGGUGGGAGAUCACAGAGGAGCCUGUGGGCCGCCUGUCAGUGUGGGCUGUGUCUCUCCAGGGAAAGGUGUGGUACAGAGAGGGUGUCAGCCACCCCAACCCAGAAGGCUCUUCAUGGUCCCUGGUAGACACUCCCGCGGAGGUGGUCCAGAUCAGUUGUGGGCCCCACGACCUCCUGUGGGCCACCCUCUGGGAGGGCCAGGCCCUGGUCCGGGAAGGAAUCAGCCGGAACAACCCUAAAGGAAGUUCCUGGUCUAUUGUGGAGCCUCCCGGGUCUGAAAACGGGAUCAUGCAUGUCUCUGCGGGCGUCAGCGUGGUCUGGGCUGUCACCAAGGACCGGAAGGUCUGGUUCCGGAGAGGUGUCAAUUCACACAAUCCCUGUGGCACCAGCUGGGUGGAGAUGGUCGGAGAGAUGCUGAUGGUGAACGUGGGGCUGAAUGACCAGGUUUGGGGCAUCGGCUGUGAGGAUCGAGCUGUAUACUUCCGGCAGGGUGUCACCCCCAGCGAGCUCAGUGGGAAGACAUGGAAAGCCAUCGUCGUAGGUCGAGACAGUGACCGGUCCCAAUCUGGCAGCUCAUCGAGCCUCCUCAGUGCUGGCUGCUUCUUUGGUGAUGAGGUGAGGGGCAGCGGUGAGUCUGCGCCCAGUGACACCGAUGCCUCCUCAGACGUUGAGAGGCGGGGGCCUGAGCAGCCUCCCCCUGAAGAGUCUCUGGAAAAUUCCAGGAGCCCAGAAGAAUGCUUGGCCUCGGGCGCUGACCCCAGAAGUACCGUAGAGUGUGCGGUGGAGAACACCUGUCCAGCCGGGGACAGAGGAGAGGCCGCUCAGGCCUCCAGCCCUGCUGAGCUGCCCUGGACCAAUAUUGACUUGAAGGAGCCCAAGAAGGUGGUCAACCACUCAGCUGCCAGCUUUCCAGAGACCACAGGCCUCUCCUCCUUGGGCCUCUUCCCACUGGGCAUGGAGGAACCGUAUGGGGCCGAUGACCACCCUCUGUGGGCCUGGGUGUCCGGAGGUGCCUGCGCAGUGGAGGCAGGCUCUGUGCUCAAGUGGUUCACUGUCCUGUCUGGCCUGUCCCCCUCGGUGCAGACCCUAUCCCUAUCCAUCACGCCGGCCCAGACUGCUGCCUGGAGGAACAAGCGGGAGCUGGAGAACUUCAGGCACUACGAGCAGGCUGUGGAGCAGUCGGUGUGGGUGAAAACGGGGGCUCUGCAGUGGUGGUGCGACUGGAAGCCCCACAAGUGGGUGGACGUCCGCGUGGCCCUGGAGCAGUUCACAGGACACGAUGGGGCCCGAGACAGCGUCCUGUUCAUGUACUACGUGGUCCACGAGGAGAAGAAGUACCUCCACGUGUUUCUCAACGAAGUGACCGUGCUGGUCCCCGUGCUCAAUGAGGCCAAGCACUCCUUUGCCCUGUACACCCCUGAGAGGACCCGGCAAAGGUGGCCUGUGCGUCUGGCUGCUGCCACCGAGCAGGACAUGAAUGACUGGCUUGCCCUGCUCAGCCUGUCAUGCUGUGAGAGCCGGAGAGUCCACGGCCGUCCAUCCCCACAGGCCAUCUGGUCCAUCACGUGCAAGGGAGACAUCUUCGUGAGUGAGCCCAGCCCAGAUCUGGAGGCCUGCGAGCACCUGCUACCCUGCGACCAGAUGUUCUGGCGGCAAAUGGGAGGCCACCUGCGAGUGGUGGAAGCCAGCAGCCGCGGUGUGGUGUGGGGCAUCGGCUAUGACCACACGGCCUGGGUGUACACGGGGGGCUACGGCGGAGGCUGCUGCCAAGGCCUGGUCAGCAGUGCCAGCAACAUCUACACGCAGUCAGAUGUGAAGAGCGUCUACAUCUAUGAGAACCAGCGCUGGAACCCUGUCACGGGCUACACCAGCAGGGGUCUGCCCACAGACCGGUACAUGUGGAGUGACGCCUCGGGGCUGCAUGAGUGCACCAAGGCCACCACGAAGCCCCCAUCCUUGCAGUGGACAUGGGUUUCUGACUGGUUUGUGGACUUCAGCGUCCCAGGUGGCACGGACCAGGAAGGCUGGCAGUAUGCCAGUGACUUCCCUGCCUCUUACCAUGGGUACAAAACCAUGAAGGAUUUUGUCAGGAGAAGGUGCUGGGCCAGAAAAUGUAAGCUGGUGACCAGUGGUCCUUGGCUGGAGGUGGCCCCCAUCGCCCUCGGGGACGUGUCCAUCAUCCCAGAGAGCCCGGACACCGAGGAAUGUGGGCACAGCAUUGCACUCUGGGCUGUCAGUGACAAGGGGGACGUGCUGUGCCGCCUGGGUGUGUCUGAGCUCAACCCUGCGGGCUCCUCCUGGCUACACAUCGGCACUGACCAGCCCUUUGCCUCCGUCUCCAUCGGGGCCUGCUACCAGGUGUGGGCCGUGGCCAGGGAUGGCUCUGCGUUCUAUCGGGGCUCUGUGUCUCCCUCCCAGCCGGCCGGUGACUGCUGGUACCACAUCCCGUCUCCUCCCAAGCAGAGGCUGACACAGGUGUCGGUCGGUCAGACAUCCGUGUACGCCUUAGAUGAAAAUGGGAACCUGUGGUACCGCGGGGGCAUCACGCCCAGCUACCCGCAGGGCUCCAGCUGGGAACAUGUAUCCAACAACGUGCGCAGGGUGUCCGUGGGGCCCCUGGACCAGGUCUGGGUCAUUGCCAACAAAGUCCAGGGAAGUCACGGGCUGAGCCGGGGGACAGUGUGUCGUCGCACGGGUGUGCAGCCCCGGGAGCCCAAGGGGCAGGGCUGGGACUACGGCAUCGGGGGAGGCUGGGACCACAUUUCUGUCCGGGCCAACGCCACCAGGGCCCCUCGGAGCAGCUCUCGGGAGCAGGAGGCCCACGGCCCCGUUUGCUGCUGAGGCCGCAUCUCGUGGAGGCUGGGACGGUUCGGGCUUGAAGGAUCGGGCUGAGCCCAUCUUGUGCGGAGGUGCGGGCGCAGCAGGGUGUCACUCCAGCCAAGUCAGAGGGAGCCUGGCCAAGGCCACUUAAGAGGCAGUGGCAGAAACUGGAAGCUCUGUGGACAGUCCUCCAUGUGUCUCCCAGUCCCCGGGGGGAGGUGAGGGAGAGUCACCUGGGCCUGGUCCCUCAGGCCCAGCCUGUGCCACCUGUCUCUUCCCCCUCUGCUUCCUCCCUUCCAGGCCCAGAACUAGAAUCAGAGCCCUGCAGGUGCCCUGGCACGGGGACGCCAUGGGGAGGAGCCCUCCUGAGUCUGGUGCCCCAAAUUGUAUCUGGGCCCUGCCCACCCCCUCCUCCAAAGACAAGAAACGGCCUGGGUCUGAGGUGGCUGGGGGUGGACCCUUUCCUGGGGUGGUCUGGGAGGUGGAAUCGCACAGGGUCCCCAUCUGAAACCGUCGGCAGCAACAGAGUCUCCUGGUACCUCAGAUCAUGUCGCAGGUGGCCAGGGGGCACAGUGGAACCAGGUGACAUCCUGGGGCCACAAGAUCACUCAGGAAACAGGACUGUGUCUGUUGGGCAGGGUGUGGACAGAGCCCCAAGCCAUCCUGUGGCCUGGGCAGGGCAGAAGGCACCUUGUGCCCCAAGGCGAGUCCUGCCUGGCCAGGCAGAGCAAGAGCAAGUGCUUGGCUGGUGGCCUGGCUCCUGUGGGUGCGGCUUCUCUGUGUGCCCUGGGGGAGGGGGGGACGUCACUUUUACUUCCUACAUCUGGACACUCCCCAGAAGGUGGCCAGAGGCAGCUCUGUGUCUGCUCAUUCAGGGACAGAACGAGUGGGCUAACUGGGUUCACCAGGCUCCUGCCUGUCCCGUGGCCAGGAGGGGUUCUGCUUGGCUGUACAGGGUUUGUCACCUGACGCUGGCUCCUGCAGGGAUCUGAGGCGGGACAAGGAGUGUCGGCACAGAGGGGCCCUGUGGGUGGCCGUCCCUGUCUGUCCACCGGUGUCAGGGUUCUCAUUGGCAGCAUGCGCUGUCCCCCACAACUGUGACCGUCACUGCAGGUGGCUCUCAGCAAGGCCCCGUGAGAGUGUCACGCCACCCUUUCUCCAGGGUGGCGUGUCUUCUUGCUGCUGAGCACCGACUGUUUACUUGUUCAGCACUUCCGAACUGUCUUGUCAAUAAAAGA